This is a messenger RNA of Ochlerotatus camptorhynchus, 3998 nucleotides long. RefSeq names its product Tripeptidyl-peptidase II (gene TppII). Gene Ontology annotation, cellular component: cytosol. Gene Ontology annotation, biological process: proteolysis. The record is from RefSeq and is a predicted model, not a curated record. The transcript is spliced from 9 exons. Lineage: Eukaryota; Metazoa; Arthropoda; Insecta; Diptera; Culicidae. The coding region runs from base 96 to 3938 and encodes 1280 amino acids. Gene Ontology annotation, molecular function: tripeptidyl-peptidase activity; serine-type endopeptidase activity.
GUGCAUAUGUUUGUCGUUCGUUGUCCGUCCAGCCAAUCUGUCAAAGUCGCACUUCAGCAGCAAUAGCAACAGAAAGUAUCACGAAAAUCAAGAAAAUGGAAAGUGCCAUCGACGUAAAGUUUCCUGCUGGUUCCUUGGUGCCGAAGAAUGAGACCGGAGCGCUCAACUUCAUCCGGAAGUAUCCGGACUUCAAUGGAAAGAAUGUGACGAUAGCAAUUCUGGACUCGGGAGUUGAUCCACGGGCGAAAGGACUGGAGACAAUCCCCGGAGGUGACGUCAAAGUCAUCGAACGGUUCGAUUGCUCCGGGUGCGGUGAUGUGGACGUGAAUAAAUCCGUUACCGCGAACGGAACGGAUGGAACCAUUAUCGGGCUGUCCGGAAGGGUACUGCGUCUGUCGAGCGCCAUGAAGACGAAAUGCCUUUCGGGUGAGUAUCGAGUUGGACUGAAGAGCAUGCACGAUCUGUAUCCGUCGCGCAUACGGGAAAAAAUUGUUGCCGAUGCUAAACUGAAAACCUGGGACGAACCGCACAAGAAAGCCAUAGCCGAAACCAGCCGGGACGUUGCGGAGUUCGAUGCGAAAAAUCCCAACGCACAGAAUCUGCCACUGAAGGAAAAAUUAACCAAGGAAAACCUGGACAGUACGGUGGAGUUUUUGAGUUCGUGUGAGAAGAAGUUCACCGAUCUGAAGACAACGUAUGAUUGUGUGCUAUUUCUGAGUGUGGAUGGAUGGGUGGCCGUUAUCGAUACUACCGGAAACGGUGACUUAGAGAAUGCAGUUCACGUUGGAGAGUACAGCAGAACGCAUGAGAUGGUCAACUUGGAUGACUUUCUUUCCAUAUCGGUUAAUGUUCAUGACGGAGGGGAUGUGUUGGAGAUUGUAGGAAUGUGCUCAAGUCACGGUACCCACGUUGCAUCGAUUGCUUGUGGUUACCAUCCGGAUAAUUCUGAAUUGGAUGGUGUUGCUCCGGCGGCCAAGGUGGUGUCACUGACGAUUGGUGAUGGCCGAUUAGGAUCUAUGGAGACGGGGACUGCCCUAGUUAGAGCAAUCAUUAAGGUUAUGGAACUAUGUGAGGCGGGUUGUAAGAUUGAUGUGAUCAACAUGAGCUAUGGAGAGCAUGGUCAUUGGUCUAACUCCGGUCGGGUGGGUGAGCUCAUGAGUGAGCUAGUUAACAAAUAUGGCGUCGUGUGGGUUGCUUCAGCCGGUAAUCAUGGACCAGCCCUGUGCACUAUCGGCACUCCACCUGAUAUCAGUCAGCCAAGCUGCGUAGGUGUCGGUGCAUACGUAUCUCCCGAAAUGAUGGAAGCUGAAUAUGCACUGAGACAAAAGCUACCCGGCAAUGUUUACACUUGGACGUCCCGAGAUCCAUGCAUCGAUGGUGGAUUUGGAGUGACGGUGUGCGCUCCGGGAGCUGCAAUAGCUUCUGUUCCUCAGUUCACGAUGUCCAAGGCCCAACUGAUGAAUGGGACCAGUAUGGCUGCACCUCACGUUGCUGGUUCGGUUGCCCUGUUGGUUUCCGGCUUGAAGCAGAAAAAUGUAAACUUUACUGCAUUUAGUAUUAAACGGGCUCUUUGGAACACUGCCACCAAAAUUGACUACAUCGAUAAGUUUGCUCAAGGAAACGGACUUUUGAAUGUGGAAAAAGCAUUUGAGAAUUUGACGACCUACAAGGAUUGCUUGGAGAACAAUCUACGGUUUUCCGUCAGUGUAGGAAGUAAUGGAGCCAAGGGUAUCCAUAUCCGACAGGGACUACUGAUGAAGCCGGAAGAGUUUAACGUCAGUAUUGAACCUGUAUUUUUCAAUGAUAAAUAUGCUUCCGCUGCUGAUAAAAUUAGUUUUAACGUAAGACUGACAUUGAUUCCAUCGGAAUCGUGGAUUCAAUGUGGAUCCUUCCUAGAUCUUUGCUAUUCGCAACGUACGAUUUGUGUGAAGGUUGAUCCUACUGGAUUGGCUCCUGGAGUUCAUAAAGCAAGUAUAAAGGCGUAUGAUUCUUCAUGCGUUGAGAAGGGUGUUAUGUUUGAGAUUCCCGUCACUGUGGUUCAACCGAUUGUAAUUGAUCCUAAAACGUUGGAGUACACCCAAACCGAAGCGGUAACAUGCAAACCUAACACGAUUCUGCGGAAUUUCUUCCUGGUACCGAAAUAUGCCACUUGGGCUGUGCUGGAGAUGAUAUCCACUGAUACGAACGACACCAUGGGAGGAAAGUUUUUGAUCCACACGAUGCAGAUUCUACCGAUGAAGUAUUGCAAAUCGCAGGAAACACAAAAGAUUCUGCCUGUAAACAGUGUAUCCACGACGGUGCAUCCAUUCAAGUGUGUGGGUGAUAACAUUCUGGAAGUUUGCAUUGCUAAGUAUUGGUCCAACUUUGGUACGGUUCCACUCAAGUAUUCCAUCAAAUUCCAUGGAAUCUCUCCGUUGAGUGGAAAUGUGAUGCACAGCGCUAACGGUAUUCAUCGGAUUGACCUCACCACGCUUUCAGCCGAAGAGGUACUACCAUCAGUUUCACUCAAAUCAGCCGUCAUGGUUCUAAAACCAUCAGAAACGAAAAUUACUCCUCUCAGCACUAGGGACAUUAUUCAUCCUGGACGCCAAAUCUACCAGAACGUAUUAAACUACAGUUUGCAUUUAAACAAAAGCCAGGAAAUUGCAUUCUACGCACCACUCUUUAGUACCGUUUUGUACGAAAGCGAAUUUGAGUCUCAAUUUUGGAUGGUCUUCGAUUCGAACAAAAUGAUGAUUGGAUGUGGCGAUGCUUACUCUAACGAUGCCUAUUUAAAGCUGGAAAAGGGUGACUAUACCGUCCGCUUGCAAGUUCGUCAUGAGAAGAAGGAGUUGUUGGAAAAGAUUUCAGAAACGAAUAUGUUGGCUAACAUCAAGCUGGCAAAUACCCUGUCUGUAGAUAUUUACAAAUCAUACAAUCAAGCUAUCGUCAAUGGAAAAAAGAUAACGACGUUCGCCUUCCCGGCGGGAGUCAAUCGUCCAAUCUAUCUGGCCCCAAUUUCAAACGAAAAGCUUCAGAAAGCUUCAUUCCCGAAUCAGUGUUCCUGGUUGGAAGGAACGAUUGUUUAUGCUAAGGAUGAGUUGGGCAAAAAAUGCGACACCCACUGCUUCCAGUACAUUCUGACCGAGGGUCCAGCGGUUAAGAAAAAUGGUACCGGAAGUCCAAAGGAAACCAAGAGUAAACUUGAAGAAUACAGUGAAGGACUUCGUGACUAUCAAGUUUCACAGAUUUCAAAACUUGACCCCGAAAAUGCCGAACUGAUCUACAAAGUCGUUCUGAAAGACAAUCCCAGUUUUGUGGGAGCUCAUCUGGCAUUGAUCGAAAAUUUAGAUAGUAACGAUCUGAAGUUAAAUCUUCCACUCACAUUUGCCGCCAAUUUGGAUAAGAACGAUACAAAUGCUGCUGCGUUGCUGAAGUUAAAACUGCUCAAAAUUAUCGAGCUGGCAGACUUGGUAAUUAAAGAAAUUGACCAAAAUGCACUAUUGGCAUACUAUGGACUGAAAACGGACAACAGGCUAAAUGCGACAAAAAUUAAAACUCAAAUGGACAAACAAAAACAACAACUGCUGGACGCUGCUCAAAAGAAGCUAAUAGCUUUGUCCAAAUUGCGCGUCAUUAAAGCGGUUGUAGACAGCAACGAGGUCGGAGACGACGGGGUCGAUCAGCUUGAUAAUAUCGAACAAUUGUUCAGUGACAUUGGAAAGUUUAUCGAAUACACCGACACGAAGGUUCUGCUAUCAUCGAUUUGGCAUGCGUACGCUCUGAAACAGUACGGUCGUAUGCUCAAGUAUCUAGGUAAACUCUACGAAGAGAAACUAUCGCGGGAGAUUGUUGAAGAACAGACCCGUAUCGUUUCCGAGCGGAAAUGGCCUCAUAUCGAACAACUGCUGAGUAAGGUGAUCGUUACCUCCAAUCCGCAAGGAUAUAGACUGUUUUAAAAUGAAUUCGGUAGGGAAUGUAUGAAUCAGGGUUAACACUAAUUAAAAAAAAUCAAAUUA